GGCGCCCCCCCGCCCUUCCCCGGCCGGCCCGCGGCGAGGGAGGCGGCGGCGGCGGCGGCGGCUUCCGGCGGAGCCCUCACCAAAGAUGGUGGCGGCCGAGCGGGCCCGGCGGGGGCGCCGCCGCCGGUAGCUCCCCGCUUCCCUCCCGUUGCCAAAUGGAUGCCAGAGACAAGCAGCUUUUACGCUCCCUGCGCCUGGAGCUUUGUACAGAGGUGCUGGUGGAUGGACUGGUUAUUCAGUAUCUCUACCAAGAAGGGAUUCUCACAGACAGUCACGUUCAAGAGAUAAAAUCCCAAACCACAAGUCAAAGGAAAACCAUGAUGCUCCUUGAUAUUCUCCCUACUAGAGGACCCAAAGCUUUUGAUGCAUUCUUGGAGUCCUUACAGGAGUUCCCGUGGGUCAAAGACAAGUUGAAGGCGAAGCGUAAGGAAAUGACAGUACAAGAUCCUGCAGACAUAACUGAAAUUGCACCACGUAUUUUGAAGAGCUCACCAACAGAUCAGCAGAUGAACAAGCUUGCAAAGAGACUGGGACCUGAAUGGGAGCAUAUUGUUCUGUGCCUGGGUUUGUCCCAUACUGACAUCUAUCGAUGUAAAGUCAAUCACCCUCACAAUGUGCAGUCACAGAUUGUAGCAGCAUUUGUCCUGUGGAGACAGCGUUUUGGGAAAAAAGCAACAAUCCAAAGUCUGCAAGCCAGUCUGAUGGCAGAAGAAGUGGAUCCUUCUGUGAUACAGUACAUGCUCGAGUGAAGCCUUGCUUUGGGAGCUUUCACACACUUUGCUAAAUUAAAUACAGAGGAUUCACUGAGAUGUAUUGAAGAUCUGGUGCACCAAACUGGAAGAACUGGGAUUGAGAACUGUGAUUUUAUUAAGCUUAUACAUUCCAGUUUUCUGUGGCAUCUUGUGAUUUAUAAUUCCUUUCAUGCCAGAUUAAUUUUUAGCAGGCAUUAAAAAAUGGAUCACUC
Molecule: messenger RNA, 964 nt
Organism: Cygnus olor (mute swan)
Lineage: Eukaryota; Metazoa; Chordata; Aves; Anseriformes; Anatidae
Gene: CRADD
Product: CASP2 and RIPK1 domain containing adaptor with death domain
Exons: 3
Coding region: 156-749 (197 amino acids)
Biological process (GO): signal transduction; regulation of apoptotic process
Molecular function (GO): death domain binding; protease binding
Source: RefSeq, a predicted model, not a curated record